UAAAAAUUCAUAUUUCAUUUUCAGGAAAAAAAAAAUAUUCAAGCAAAAAAAUGAUUCCGCGUAAGGUUUUUGUUGGAAGUUUGCCUCAAGGUUCAAAACCAGAAGAGCUUCGUCGGCUUUUCGAAAAGUAUGGAGUUGUGACUGAAUGUGAUAUUUUAAAUCGCUGCGGUUUUGUUCACAUGGCAACUUCAGAGCAAGCAGACGCUGCAAUAAAAGCUCUUAAUAAUGUUCUAUUUAACGGAGUGAAUAUUGUUGUUGAAAGAGGAAGAAUGAAACCUCAAGGUUCUUUAGGAAGUGGAUCGAACAGGGGUGGCCAGAUGGGAGGAAAUAACAGAAAUAAUGGACCUCAAGGCAUAAGAGGAGGUAACUCAAGAGGAAAUGGUGCAUUCAGAGCAAACAAUAUGAGUGGAGGUAUGAAUCAGCAGCAAAUGGGAGGUCCAAUGCGCCAAAAUAGACAAAAUGAUCGACAACAAAGUAGAAAUACUCCAUACAGCAAAAAUCAACGAGGUGGUGGAGCAGGUAGAAGCUUCCAACAAAGAGACAACAAUCCUAUGGGUGGAAACAAUAAUAGUAAUCAUAACAUGGGACGUUUUGAUAAUAACAUGCAGAUGGACAAUCGUCAAGGGAUGAACAACUUUGAUCGUGGAAUGAGCAACAACAACAUGAUGGAUCGUAAUCGCAGUGGAUUUAACGACGACAAUAAUUUUAAUUUUAGCGAAGAUCGUCGGGGUUUUGCACUGCCGUCAUAUUCAAAUGAUAUUUCACAGAAUAAUUUUGGAAACGAUCGACAAAAUAACAGUAUGGGAAACAUGGGAAAUCGCCGGAACUCUGGUGCACCUCCAUUCAUGACUGGACAGAGUUUCGAGCGUAGAAAUCAGAAUAUGGGCAAUAGCAGUGGAGUAGGAAAUAAGUUCCAGAAUAACGACAUGUUUACACGUAGAAGUGGUCAACAAGGAAGCACUGGUGUCAACAGAAAUCAGAACAAUACAAAUAAUUUUGAAAGUGGAAAUUUUGGAAACUUUGGCGCGAAUCGCAAUCAAGGUCCACCACGUCGAGAUUAUAUGAAUCAAAAUCGACGAUUUUAAAACGGUUCAUAUUGAUUACAAAAUCAACACAAUAAUUGAGUAGAAAACAAUUGAAUAACUGUCACUAAUUUAUGAUACAUUUGAUUUGUUUGCCUAUUUUACUUUUCCUUCUUUCAAUAAACAUUUUGUAACAAUUUUAAGCUGGUUAAUUUUUUUAUGAUAAAAAAAUAUUUGAUCGAAAUAAGAUCGAAUACAAA
This is a messenger RNA of Chironomus riparius, 1282 nucleotides long. The record is from the annotation of a GenBank genome assembly. NCBI's taxonomy places the organism in Eukaryota, Metazoa, Arthropoda, Insecta, Diptera, Chironomidae.